UACUUUGACAUUUGAGGUGAAUGACCUCUUUGGGAAUCUUGAGGUAGACAACCUCACUUGAAAUUUUUGUUGAGAUGAAUUACUUCAUUUUGGAUUUUGAGAUAAAAGACCUCACUUGGGAUUUUUGUUAUUAAGGUAUGCUAGAGAAUGUUAGUCUAGGCUUGUAUGUUUGCUUUACUUUCUGCCAGUAGGAGUUAGUUAAGUUGUUUUGGUUAGUUAGUUAAUCUAACUAUCUAAAGUUAGUUCAGCUUAGUUAGUUUUGACUAGCUUGACUAGCUUAGUUAGAAAGAAUUGCAUUACAUUGAAUAGACCAAUUACAAUGGAAAAAUAUACACAAUAGAGCUGAGGGUUUGGCAUAUAGUUAGGUGUUGAAAAAUUAAAUACAAUAGAGCAUCCCAUGUUGCCUUUUUCCUGCUCCAAGUUAUGUCAAAAUGUUUUUGAAAGACAUUUUCAUUUUUUAUAGUUACACUGCUGGCUCAGCCUUGUUUCAAUUCUUCUCAUCAGUUUCUCAAGAGUGAAAGAAAAUGAGGCUUGUGGGACUCACAGGUGGAAUUUCCUCUGGCAAGAGCACUGUUUCAACUCUCUUCAAAGCUCAUGGCAUUCCGGUUGUUGAUGCUGAUGUUGUUGCUCGUGAUGUUCUUAAGAAGGGCACUGGUGGCUGGAAAAAGGUAGUUUCAGCAUUUGGAGAAGAAAUCUUACAACCAGAUGGAGAAGUAGAUCGGCCUAGACUUGGCCAGAUUGUAUUUUCUGAUCCGGGAAAGCGUCAACUUCUUAAUCGCCUACUAGCCCCUUAUAUAUCUUCAGGCAUAUUUUGGGAAAUUUUGAAGUUAUGGAUUAAGGGGUCUAAGGUGAUUGUUCUUGAUAUUCCUCUAUUGUUUGAAGCCAGGAUGGAUAAAUGGACAAAGCCAAUUAUAGUAGUAUGGGUUGACCCUGAAACACAGCUCCAUCGACUUAUGGCAAGAGAUGGUUCGAACGAGGAGGAUGCUCAGAAUAGGAUUAAUGCUCAAAUGUCACUAGAUUUGAAAAGAAAAAAAGCAGACAUAGUAAUUAAUAACACUGGAUCACUUGAUGAGUUGAAUGAAGAGUUUCAGAAAGUCUUGUGUGAGGUGACAAAGCCCCUGACAUGGACCGAAUUCGGUCUUUCAAGGCAAGGAGCCUUGUCUGUUCUCGCUUCCACUAUUGUUGGUGUUAUUUUUUGCAGAAAUAUUUUCAGUAACAGUUCAAGACUAUGACUUGGUGCUUAGGAUUUUAUUUCUUUAUUUAUUUUUCAAACCCAUAUAUCUGGUUGGUGUCGUGUUAGUUUGUAUGUUUGAGUUUCCAAACAGUUGUAUUUGUAAAAGAAUUCAAGAAAGUUUUGUCAUGUUCUCUCUACUUUGUGUUA
Cannabis sativa is the source of this 1381-nucleotide messenger RNA. RefSeq names its product dephospho-CoA kinase. Gene Ontology annotation, biological process: coenzyme A biosynthetic process. NCBI's taxonomy places the organism in Eukaryota, Viridiplantae, Streptophyta, Magnoliopsida, Rosales, Cannabaceae. The coding region runs from base 525 to 1232 and encodes 235 amino acids. The record is from RefSeq and is a predicted model, not a curated record. Gene Ontology annotation, molecular function: ATP binding; dephospho-CoA kinase activity. The transcript is spliced from 3 exons.